This is a messenger RNA of Fundulus heteroclitus (mummichog), 1577 nucleotides long. It is a transcript of the gene mafb, whose product is annotated as v-maf avian musculoaponeurotic fibrosarcoma oncogene homolog b (paralog b). Gene Ontology annotation, biological process: regulation of transcription by RNA polymerase II. The record is from RefSeq and is a predicted model, not a curated record. Gene Ontology annotation, molecular function: RNA polymerase II cis-regulatory region sequence-specific DNA binding; DNA-binding transcription factor activity, RNA polymerase II-specific. NCBI's taxonomy places the organism in Eukaryota, Metazoa, Chordata, Actinopteri, Cyprinodontiformes, Fundulidae. The transcript is spliced from 3 exons. Gene Ontology annotation, cellular component: nucleus. Bases 456 to 1460 code for a protein of 334 amino acids.
GUCGGCUGACUGAUCUCUUUGAAAAAAAAAAAAAAUCUAUCAAUCCUUGGGUGGAGUUUUUUUUUCCCCUACCAUCCUCCACAAGGCAACUAUUUGGCCGGGACACAUACGUGAACCUCCUCAAAUUGGCGCACUAAUCCUAAAAGGAGCCAUGAAGUGUUAAACGGUAGAAACAGAGAGAGCGGCGCUCAGACACCCGCACGCUGGGAGAGAGGGAGGAAACAGCGCUGCUCCAAUGCGUCUGUGCAACACAGACUGAAGAGAGAGAGAGAGAGAAAAAACUUAUCGACUCACAAAACCAGAACCUGCGCAGCGCAAUUAAUGCGAGAGAACUCACUUUUCCUUCUGUUUUGAAGAAAAUAAAUAAAGAAAUCAAGCUGGCUCAGUGCGUGUCUCAGCAGCCUACUUUGACAGGUGCUCCUCACCCCCUUUGGAGGACUGUCAACAGCAAGAGGAUGGCAUCAGAGCUGGCAAUGAGCAACUCCGACCUGCCCACCAGUCCCCUGGCCAUGGAAUAUGUUAAUGACUUCGAUCUGAUGAAGUUUGAAGUGAAAAAGGAGCCGGUGGAGCCCGAUCGCACCAUCAACCAGUGCAGCCGCCUGGUCGCCGGGGGAUCCCUAUCUUCCACCCCGAUGAGCACGCCUUGCAGCUCGGUUCCCCCUUCUCCAAGCUUCUCGGCGCCCAGUCCGGGAUCAGGGAGCGAACAGAAGACGCACUUGGAGGAUUUCUACUGGAUGACCGGGUACCAGCAGCAGCUGAACCCCGAGGCUCUGGGCUUUAGCCCAGAGGACGCCGUAGAGGCGCUGAUCAGCAGCAGUCACCAGCUCCAAACCUUCGACGGCUAUGCCAGAGGGCAGCAGUUCGGCGGAGCAGCCGGGGCAGGAGGCGCCAUGGCCGGGGAGGAGAUGGGAUCAGCGGCCGCCGUGGUAUCCGCGGUCAUCGCCGCUGCGGCAGCCCAGAACGGGGCUCCCCACCACCACCACCAUCACCACCACCACCACCACGCAGGGGCACACCAUCCCUCCUCCGGGUCCCAGUCCGGCGGUGGCGCGGGGGGCAACCACCAGCACAUGCGCCUGGAGGAGCGCUUCUCGGACGAGCAGCUGGUCACCAUGUCGGUGCGGGAACUGAACCGGCAGCUCCGGGGAGUCAGCAAGGAAGAGGUGAUCCGUCUGAAACAGAAGAGGAGGACGCUAAAGAACAGAGGCUACGCGCAGUCCUGUCGGUACAAGCGCGUCCAGCAGCGGCACGUCCUGGAGGGGGAGAAGACGCAGCUCAUGCAGCAGGUGGACCACCUCAAGCAGGAGAUCUCCCGGCUGGCCAGGGAGAGGGACGCCUACAAGGAGAAAUACGAGAAGCUGAUCAGCACCGGCUUCAGAGAAAACGGAGGCUCCAGCAGCGACAACAACCCUUCAUCUCCGGAGUUUUUCAUGACGUCAAGAAAAUUCCUCCAUCUGUGAUAGAGAGCUGUCUUUUCUUGGUCCCCCCAGCCUGGAGACUGCGAUAAUAUGACACUGGAUUGCUGUUUCUUCAACAACGUACGGCACCCGGACUGCCAUGAAGCACAAUGUCUCAAA